Messenger RNA from Mus caroli (Ryukyu mouse), 2029 nucleotides. RefSeq names its product potassium inwardly rectifying channel subfamily J member 8 (gene Kcnj8). Gene Ontology annotation, cellular component: plasma membrane. NCBI's taxonomy places the organism in Eukaryota, Metazoa, Chordata, Mammalia, Rodentia, Muridae. The record is from RefSeq and is a predicted model, not a curated record. Gene Ontology annotation, molecular function: ATP-activated inward rectifier potassium channel activity. Gene Ontology annotation, biological process: regulation of monoatomic ion transmembrane transport; potassium ion import across plasma membrane.
CCCCAGCUAGGCGGCUAAGGAGCUGGCGGAGCACGGCCACUAGCACCUCGAUCCCCAGCUCCUACCCCGCCCUCCCCGUGGCCCAGCAGCAGGAGGGGGAAAGCCAAACCCAACCCUCAUCCUCCAGCCCUCCUCCCCGCGUGCACUUGGGAUCGCACCUUCUAGAGUCUUAACUCAGUUCUGGAGGACCAACAUCCCCCGGAUCUGCAUUCGGGAGGUCUCUGCUCCCGAGAUGCGAGCGCCUGGGACCAGCCCGCCCUGUGCGGAGUUCCAGCCGCAGCCGGGAGCGCAAACCCGAGUCUGCUUGCCUGACUAAUCCCGAGGACACAAAAGAAUCCUGUAUAUACAGAAAAUGCUUAAAGAUUUGCUUAUAGCGGUUAUUUACAAGAGUGAGCAGAGAGAGAGAGAGAGAGAGAGAGAGGAUUCCUCCGGUUCUGAUCAAAAGUUUUCUCUGGGAUCCCAGACCUCAGACACAAAUCUAGGAGGACACGUGUGGAGGAAAGGAGCCACAGGUUCGGGCAGGUGCAUAGACGGGCUAUGGUGAAAGGAAGAUGUUGGCCAGGAAGAGCAUCAUCCCGGAGGAGUAUGUGCUGGCGCGCAUCGCAGCGGAGAACCUGCGCAAACCGCGCAUCCGCGACCGUCUCCCCAAAGCCCGCUUCAUCGCCAAGAGCGGAGCCUGCAACCUGGCACACAAGAACAUCCGAGAGCAAGGUCGCUUCCUGCAGGACAUCUUCACCACCUUGGUAGACCUGAAGUGGCGUCACACGCUGGUCAUCUUCACCAUGUCCUUCCUCUGCAGCUGGCUGCUCUUCGCUAUCAUGUGGUGGCUGGUGGCCUUCGCCCACGGGGACAUCUACGCUUACAUGGAGAAAGGCACCAUGGAGAAGAGCGGCCUGGAGUCCGCUGUCUGUGUGACCAAUGUCAGGUCAUUCACGUCUGCGUUUCUCUUCUCCAUUGAGGUUCAAGUGACCAUUGGGUUUGGAGGGAGAAUGAUGACUGAGGAAUGCCCUCUGGCCAUCACGGUUUUGAUUCUGCAGAACAUUGUGGGUCUGAUCAUCAACGCGGUCAUGUUGGGCUGCAUCUUCAUGAAGACGGCGCAGGCCCACAGAAGGGCAGAGACGCUGAUUUUCAGCCGCCAUGCUGUGAUUGCCGUCCGCAAUGGCAAGCUGUGCUUCAUGUUCCGUGUGGGUGACCUGAGGAAGAGCAUGAUCAUUAGCGCCUCGGUGCGCAUCCAGGUGGUCAAGAAAACCACGACGCCAGAAGGGGAGGUGGUGCCUAUUCAUCAGCAGGACAUUCCUGUUGAUAAUCCCAUCGAGAGCAAUAAUAUCUUCCUAGUGGCCCCAUUGAUCAUCUGCCACGUGAUUGACAAGCGUAGCCCCCUGUAUGAUAUCUCAGCAACUGACCUUGCCAAUCAAGACCUGGAGGUCAUAGUGAUUCUCGAGGGCGUGGUAGAAACCACAGGCAUCACCACACAAGCGCGGACCUCCUACAUUGCGGAGGAGAUCCAGUGGGGACACCGCUUCGUGUCAAUUGUGACUGAGGAGGAGGGCGUGUACUCUGUGGACUAUUCCAAAUUUGGUAAUACGGUGAGAGUGGCUGCGCCAAGAUGCAGUGCCCGGGAGCUGGAUGAGAAGCCUUCCAUCCUGAUUCAGACCCUCCAAAAGAGUGAACUGUCGCACCAGAAUUCUCUGCGGAAGCGCAACUCCAUGAGGAGAAACAACUCCAUGAGGAGAAACAACUCCAUCCGGAGGAAUAACUCUUCCCUCAUGGUGCCCAAGGUGCAGUUCAUGACUCCAGAAGGAAACCAGUGUCCGUCAGAAUCAUGAGGGCAGGAUGGCCGGAGACAGUUACUUGUUGAGUCCUGAUGACUGAGAGACAAUCCUGAGACAGUCCAUUGAGUUCCGAUGAUCAAAAUAUUGCACCCAUCACCAAGUCAGGGCUGGAACACAGUAUUCCUAUCCUAAUGCACUGAGAAAUAUUCAUAUUUGAGACAUUAAACUUCCCGUAUUAAUAAACAAUAGCACACAAA